This is a messenger RNA of Cornus florida, 2088 nucleotides long. RefSeq names its product wound-induced protein 1-like. Bases 915 to 1295 code for a protein of 126 amino acids. Lineage: Eukaryota; Viridiplantae; Streptophyta; Magnoliopsida; Cornales; Cornaceae. Gene Ontology annotation, molecular function: protein binding. The record is from RefSeq and is a predicted model, not a curated record. The transcript is spliced from 3 exons.
AUCACUUCCCUCUACACUCACCCUCCAAGAUUUUCCCAGGAUUGUCUCCUUGGACAAGCAGCUCCAAGGUCCCAAAUCCGUCAAACCCGCCGCGUCCACAAACCGAUUCCUGUAGCCCAGGGUGAAGAUGGAGGAGACCUCGGAGAAGACCCGCGUGCGGCUGGCGGAGGUGGUCUCCGACUGCGUCAAGCGGUGGUUUCAGGACAUCCUCAAGGAGGCCAAAACCGGUGACAGCGCAUUGCAGGUCUUGGUGGGUCAGAUGUAUUGCAGUGGCUAUGGUAUCCCUAGACACACCCAGAAGGGACGAGCUUGGAUUAGUAAAGCUUCAAAGAGUCGAUCUUCUGUGUGGAAAGUUACAAUGCUAGUGAUUUCGAUUCAGAUGAUGUGAAGAAUGAUGCGAAGUAGGAUUAAAUGUUCGUUCUUGGUGAGUCGAAUCCUCUCCCAUUUUUAUUGUUUUUGUUGUACUUUCAAAUAUUUACCUGAUUUUCUUUUAUUUGACAUGGUAUUGCAUGAAUUUGGGAUAUGAGUAUAUAUGGUGAUGUACUCACCAAUUCUUAAUUUGUAGGAGGUGUUUGUAUUUUUGUUCUGCCUUCUUAUUUCAUGAUGCAAACAAAAUUAGGUAACCUGGAGAACUUAUCUUCUGGCUAUGAGUCAUGACUUAUGAUCUUCAAACUCACGUCUUCCUUCGAUAAGAAGGUGCUUCAAAGAUUUUAAACUCCCAACACACGCAAAGCUUAGGCGUGUUUAUUGUGCAAGAACUGGCAAAUUCAGAGGAAAUUCUGGAGGAAUCCUACAAUCGAAGGGUGGUGCUCGCCCUGUAUGAAGCCUUAAGCGCUCUAGACGUCGAAACCGUCCACAAGCUCCUCGCCGCCGACCUCGAGUGGUGGUUCCAUGGUCCGCUGUCCCACCAGUAUAUGAUGCGACUGCUCACCGGCACUACCUCGCCGAAAAAAUCCUUCGAAUUCGAGCCCCUCUCCGUCGCCGAUUUCGGAUCAACCGUCCUCGUCGAGGGCUGCGAUCUCAGCCGUUCAAUCUCUUGGGUCCACGCCUGGCCUGUCGCUGAUGGGAUAAUUACCCAGGUCAGAGAGUUCUUAAACACGUCCCUCACUGUGACCCGCUUCCGGAACACAAACCAAUCAUCACCGUCCAAUUAUCCAUCAUUAUCAUCGAUCAACUGUCUCCACUGCACAUCCGUUUGGGUGAGCAGGCUUCCGGGUCGGGUCGGAAAAUCAGUGUCGGGUCGGAAAAUCAGUGUCGGUUGUUGUUCUGGCAAUAUAAGUAAUCUGUGUGAUUAGGUGCGGCCGGACGUAGUGUGACAUCGUAGUACAGAAUAAAGGGUACAACCCAGUGCAGCGUGUGAUUUUUUUUUUGCCACCCAACAAACAAAGAAAACACAAAAAAGGAAAACAAAAAAACAAAACCAACCCACUAAGCCCCAUGGUCCAGAGUAUCCAGAUCAAUAGCCUUCAGCACCUCGGAUGGCCAAACAUCCCAACUUACAUCACUAGAUUGAAAGGCCAUUGUCAAUUGACUGAUAAUGUGAGCAACUGAAUUGUUACCCCUUGGCUUCCACCCAAGUCGAAAAUGAGAAUUUUUCUCCAUCAUGAAUUGGAUAUCUUCCCUUAAAGGAAAUGAGAGGGAGUCCUGAGGAUGGGUAGAAAUGAUGGAUAAGCAAUCACCUUCUAUAUCUACCUUAUCAUAACCCCAUUGAAAUAGCAACUUCAAUCCUUCACGGAGAACUCAAGCCUCAGCGACCUUUGAACUGGCCACAUAAAAAGUAAAAGCCGAUACAAUUCUUGUUGGAUUACUGGCAGAAUUUCUCACAAUAAGGCCACCGCCAGCUACUUUUGAAAAAGAGCCAAGGUUGCAGCGUGUGAUUUACAUAUGGGCUGAAUAUCUCUAGUUUCCGUUUAUUGGGCGUUUUAUUGUAAGGGAGUGUUUGGUUGUAGUGUUUUUUUUUUUUGUGCGUCAAGUUUGUGUGGGUGACCAAUAUGGUGGAUGUGAAAGGCAAUUGGUUCUUUCCUGAUGUGCGUGCUUUGUGGUGUGUUUGUCGUCUAAUAAAAAAGCUUAUUUUAUUUGAUUGGCUCG